GGGGAAUCAGUGACAGUAUCGGGGGUAGAUAGUGGAAGCAGCAUCGCGGUGGUGGAGCUGGAAAGGCGACUUCUGGUGGACGGACAGCCUCCUCCUGCAUGUAGGCGCAGAGAUCGCAGAGAAGAAACUCGCCGCUUCAUGUUGCCUCCAUGUAGCUUCUUAGUCGACUGUGUAGAGCUGCAUUUACUGCAAAUGAUUAAACACGAGGAAAUUAUGACUGAGAACAUCUGGGUGCGGCACACUUCGGAGGAAAAGCUCUCGCUCAGCCGGAGGUCGAACGCAUUUUUGCCUUUUGUAUUUCCUUGCUGAAUGUCGUGGACAUUUUGGAUUUUUUAAAUGUUCUGUGUCAUUAAUUCGUACCAGUUACGGACCGUUUUGCUGUCAUCUUCGCCUUUGUUUGUUUUUCCCCGAGUCGCACUUGGAAGGUAAUAGUUUAAAGUGUGCAAACAACUGGGGACGAUAAAGAACUUGAGGGCGGCUCGCUGAGGAGAAUGUGCGCACUGGGCCAGCUUCGAGUUGCUCUUUAAGUGGGCAAUGUUAGCUAGCUGCUAGCACUAGCCAAAUCCUAUUGAACUGCCUACAAGGAAAUCUGUGGAAGCUAGCUAAUGCCCACUUUUCCAAGUAUUUUUCGGAUAGUAGCACCCUGUCUGUAACCUGGACAUCACCACACGGGACACUGACUCGACGGCAAUUUAGUGCCUAAGGAUGUCCAAGCGGAGCUUGUUUGUUCGCCUGGUGCCGUGCCGCUGCUUGCGGGGCGAGGAGGAGACGGUAACAUCGCUGGACUACUCCCACUGCAGCCUGGAGACUGUUCCUAAGGAGAUCUUUAGCUUUGAGAAGACCCUGCAGGAACUCUACCUCGAUGCCAACCAGAUCGAGGAGCUGCCUAAACAACUGUUUAACUGCCAGUUACUUAACCGACUGAGCAUGCCAGAUAAUGACCUAACAGUGUUGCCGGCAGCGAUCGCAAACCUCGUCAAUCUCAGGGAGCUUGAUGUCAGCAAAAACAGUAUCCAGGAGUUUCCAGAAAACAUCAAAAAUUGCAAAGUCCUAGCUAUUGUAGAAGCCAGUGUGAAUCCCAUAUCCAAGCUCCCAGAAGGCUUCACUCAGCUUCUCAGUCUGACGCAGCUCUACCUGAACGAUGCCUUCCUGGAGUUCCUUCCAGCCAGCUUUGGCAGGUUGACGAAGCUUCAGAUCUUGGAGCUGAGGGAGAACCAGUUAAAGAUGUUGCCAAAAAGCAUGCAGAAGCUCACACAGCUGGAGAGGUUGGACCUGGGGAGUAAUGAGUUCACUGAAGUGCCUGAGGUGUUGGAGCAGCUGACUGGAAUCAAGGAGCUGUGGAUGGACGGGAACAGACUGACAUUUUUACCUGGGAUGAUGGGGAUGCUGAAAGAACUGGUCUAUCUAGACGUGUCGAAGAACAACUUGGAGAUGGUGGAUGAACAAAUCUGCGGCUGUGAGAGUCUGCAGGACCUGCUGCUGUCCAACAACGCCCUCACACAGCUUCCUGGCUCCAUUGGCUCCCUGAAGAAACUGACUGCACUCAAAGUGGAUGAAAACCAGCUGAUGUACUUACCAGACUCCAUUGGAGGGCUGACAUCGAUAGAUGAGCUGGACUGCAGUUUCAAUGAGAUCGAAGCCUUGCCCUCCUCCGUCGGCCAGUGUACCAGCAUUCGCACAUUUGCUGCAGAUCACAACUUCCUGACCCAGCUUCCCCCUGAGAUGGGCAACUGGAAGAAUGCAACUGUGCUGUUUCUACAUUCCAACAAGCUGGAGUCUUUGCCUGAAGAGAUGGGCGACAUGCAGAGGCUAAAAGUCAUCAAUCUCAGCAAUAACAAGUUGAAGAAUCUUCCCUACAGUUUCACUAAACUGAACGAGAUGACUGCAAUGUGGCUUUCUGAAAAUCAGUCAAAGCCCCUGAUCCCGCUCCAGAAAGAGGAGGACCCAGAGACUCACAAAACCGUGCUAACCAACUACAUGUUCCCUCAGCAAACCAGGACAGAGGACUACGUUCCCAACUCUGACUCUGAGAGCUUCAAUCCGGCUCUGUGGGAGGAACAACGCAAGCACCGAGCUCAGGUGGCCUUUGAGUGUGACGAGGACAAAGACGAGAGAGAAACGCCCCCGAGGGAGGGAAACCUGAAGCGCUACCCUACACCAUACCCAGACGAGCUGAAGAACAUGGUAAAGACAGCCCAGUCAGUGGCUCACAGGCUGAAGGAGGAUGAGUCGAGUGACGAAACGGGGAAAGAUGCAAAACCAAUUGAGAGAAACCACAUUGGAGUGCAGGACGUGGGAGUUAAGGUGAUAGAGGCCCCCUGUCCCAAUGGUGUGGCAUCGGACAUGGAGCCACAAGUAUCUGCUAAUACUCAUGUCCAAAAUCCCUCUGCACUUGAAUCAAAAGACACUUCUGAGUCUUACAGCUCUCAGAAAAUCCCACUCAAAUCUUCAGAGGGCUCUAUGAUGAACCACGAGGACACACUAGAGGAUUCUGAGGAGCUAUCGGAUGAAGAAGAGGAGAUGAAAGUUGCAGAGAUGAGACCCCCUCUCAUUGAGAUUUCCAUCAACCAGCCUAAAGUAGUGACUUUAAGUAAGGACAAAAAAGAUGAUGGAAAAGAUGCAGACUCUUUGCUGGAUGACACAGUGGCCAACAGCAACCAGAACAACAGUAACUGCUCAUCACCUUCACGCAUGUCUGACUCUGUGUCUCUGACUACGGACAGCAGUCAGGACAAUUCUCUGUGCACACCUGAGAGAGAGGCAAAGAUGCCUUUCCUACCAAAAACCCGGCAAGAAGAUGAGAAUAUGAACCAGCCUAAAGACACCACCCCGCUCCUCCAUAAUGGUAAUGGCUCUGAAACGUCCCUUCAGACCCUUUUGAAAACUCAGCAGACACCGCCAGAGAAAAUGGGAGACUAUGACCUGUCCAUGGAAGCCAGACUGGCUUUCAUUGAGAAGGGAAUAAACAACGGCAUGGGAGACGCCUACACCAAGUGGGACCAGAUCAACAUGAACGUGGCCAAGCUGCCAACCGACAACAUGGUUCAGCUGGAUGGGUUGGACAAAACCAAGAACGGCUCAGUAGCCCAGGAGGACUUGGACAGCAAGCAGGGUUACGGCAAUGACAACAUGGAUCAUUUACAGAAUGGAAAUCAACAGGCCAGCGACUGCAUCAAUAGUCUGGGAAACAAAAGCCAGGCGAUGAGGGUGGAGACAUCUGCUGUGCAUGUGGCCUCGACAGGCGUGACAGCCAGCAGUGACAUGUCUCUGUCUCGCAGCACAGAGGAACUGUCUCCGGAGAAAAGGUCCCAUCCCCCACAGGUGAUGAAGUCUCACAGCAUCAGCAACAUAGAAACAGGGGGCAUGAAGCUGUACUCCUUCGAUGGGGAUGAUGACUCUUAUGACACAGUAGCUAUGACUAGAAUGGCAGGGGCCGGUCCAGGGCCAGGAACUCAGGGCCAGAGCAUCGUCCGGAGCAAGUCAGCGAGUCAGCUACUCAAUGACCAGACUCUCAUGGUUUACCCCAGCUCCUCUGCAUCUUCCUCAGACCUUCUCUCUUCUUCUAAGCCACCUGCCAGCACCAGCAGAUAUCCAGUCUCCUCCAGCAUGGCCAUGGGAAUCCCUCCUCCCCAGUACAACGUACAAUACACAAGCAGUGCCAUGCCUAAAGACGGCCUCUGGACCCAGAGGACGGCCAUGCCUCCAGAGCACCAAGGCUACCUCCCUCCUCCUCCACACUCACUAGCCAACACCAAUUACUCAAACCGUAAUCAAGCGCCUCCCUACCCUCUGCAGCCCCAGCAGAGGGGGCCCUCCAUGGCUCCCAAACCUUCAGGGGAUAUGUGGGCGAAGGAGAGACUUCAUACUACUGGUGGCCAGCAUCGAAGCAGCACUCUGCAGAGGCAAAGCAGCACCGCCUCCACAGCAUCCAUGGGCGACCCGAGACGCAUACAGGUGCCCGACGGGGAAUACAUGACCUACAGGGACAUUCACACCCUCGCCAGGGGGCCACUGGCAAUGAGCCAAGCCAUGCAGAGGCCUCUCUCCGCUCGCACUUACAGCAUUGACGUCCCUGGAGUUUCCAGGCCUGUGAGUGCCAGGCCGCAGCCACACGAGCUUCCAGAAAGGACCAUGUCUGUCAGUGACUUCAAUUACCAGCACAGCAGCCCCAGCAAGAGGCCCAACACCAGGGUGAAAUCUGAGCACUCGCUCCUGGACGGUCCGGGACAGGUGCCAGGAGGAGUGGGAGCAGGAAGGGUGCCAACAGACUGGAGAGACCAGGUGAUGCGGCACAUCGAGGCUAAGAAAAUGGAAAAGAAUGCGCUGUCUCGCUCCUAUAAUUCCAAUACCGCUCCGCUGAGCUGGUCUCACUACGGCAGCUGUAGGGAUAUGCAUGCCAGCCAAGGGUCCCUGGUCUUUAGUGCCAGGGAGGGACAGCCCUACGGAGCUCUGGGCUUCUGUGAUGACGUUUUUGCUUCCCAAGGGCCGCAAAGCUACACUCUGGACCCCCACAGAAAAGUGCCUUUGGUGAAUGGUCAGAUGGGCCCGUCUGUUCGUCCUCAGAUGAGCCAGGCGUCCAUGGCCCGUCACCCGUCUAGAGAGCAGCUCAUUGAUUACCUGAUGCUCAAAGUGUCCCAGCAGCCUCCGGGGCCUCCACGCAUUCCACACGACGGUCUGCAGCAGGAGAUCCGUGUGAAAGUGGAGAAGAAUCCAGAGCUGGGUUUCAGUAUAUCAGGAGGAGUGGGAGGCCGAGGAAACCCCUUUCGACCCGAUGACAAUGGUAUAUUUGUGACAAGGGUUCAACCUGAAGGACCAGCAUCCAAGAUUCUUCAGCCUGGAGAUAAAAUUAUCCAGGCGAACGGAUACAGCUUUGUGAAUAUCGAUCACGGGAAUGCAGUGUCCCUCCUGAAGACGUUUCCAAACACUGUGGAUUUGACUAUCAUAAGAGAAAUGCAAGCGUAGACUCAACUGAAACUGACCUCCGAGAGGGGGUGGGGGUGGGGGAGGGGCACAUGAGAGACGAACAGAGAAAUUUAUGGUGACUGUCAUAUUUUUAUACACAGAGAGACUGAUCUGUUGAUACCUGUCGGGACUAUUUAUAGCAAGAGAUCUCCAGAGGUCUUCAUAGCCUUGAUUAAACGGGGAAAACCACUGAAUGUAGUGGAUUGAAGUGAGACAGCAGCAAACAUCUACAAGUACGUGUCCUCAAAAGGCCAUCACUGUGGUAUAUAUAUAUUUUUAUACAAAAGAAGCUGAAGAUAUGACGUGUUUUGAAGCAAAUAACGUACUGUGGUCUCUGUACAGAUCAUCUUUUUUUCUUUUUUUUUAGUCCAAAACACAUCAACUCAUCUAUCAUGAAUUGGGUUUUAUCUGGGCAUAUGGACAUGAAUCUGACCACUAGGGGGCAGGGCUCCCUCUCUGUCAUCCAGUUUGCCUUUAUUUCUUUUCUUUUUAUUGUUUUGGGACUUUUUAUUUAAGAAGUUGAAAGCGUUUUGUUUGUUUGUUUUUUUUAGUCUGCCGUGCGAUCUUAUCUGGAGGACAGUGUUACGUGCUUGUCAUGUGUAGACGAAAGUAGAUCAAGGAGGCGUUUGGAGUUUGUUUUUCGGAGAGAUUAUUCCCCCCCCUCCUCCUCUGGCAAGAGGGAAGAUUCGAGAAGAAGAAGUCGUCCGCCCCUGCUUCCAUAAACCUACCGACAUCCUCCAGCUUACAGACUGUUCUGUCGUCAGUUCAUCCCAGAUGUGGACAUAUCGCAUCACCAGACCCGUACACACCUUUGCAAUAUAAACGGAUCACAGUUUCUCAGAAGAAAUGCACUCUGCAUGUGGUCAUAUAACGAGACAGGAAAACAGAAUGGAAAAUCACAUUUUGGGAGAAUAUGAAAGGUAGUUUGUGCUUGCUCGGCCUUAAUCUCUUUUGCCGAUUUUUACCCUUUUUUUCCAAGGACCGAGACCAGAGGGACAAAAGCCGUGUCUCCCCAUUAUUAGUCUUUGAGGUAAACGUAAGCUAGCAAAUAUCUGUAUUUCCGCAGAGAUUGAUGUGGAAGUUAUGCUAGUUAACCAAAGCAAGUUCAGCAAUUGUAAAGAGAAAGUAAAAGCAGGAGACAACUUGAGAAAGAUUUCGGAAUAAGGUCGAUGUUUCACUCGUAUUUUUAUUUUCAAGGGCUCCUUCUUCCAGGCAGCCAUAGGUGAGAUGAGUGGGUUUCAACAAUGUGGCAGUCUUAUUUCCUUUUUUUAUUUACAUGGGAGAAGACCACAGGUUGCCUUUUGUGUCUAUGAAAACGUUUUAUCAAGCUUUUUACACAUCACUUUGGAGCAAUCCCUUUUUUGUGUGUUUCAUUGCUGUACAGAGAAUAGAGUUGGGAGAAGCAAGUUGUCAAGUGCCAUAGACCUUGAACUGUUUGAACAGGGGAGGACCUUUGACCCCAGAACCCAAGCAAUAUCCCAUAUUCACAAACAUCUGAGUACAUCUGAGUACACAUUUGCAGCAUAAUGGCUUAAAAGCAAUAUUCAAAGCCUUUAUUUUCAUUCACAAAAUAUCAUUUUUUUGAAGCAAAACACAACUUUUUAGUGAUCCCUGAUGAUUUUACAUGAUUUUUAUAUUGUGAAGAGUCUCUGUUUUUUUUGUAACGAAACGGCACAGGAAUAUAUAUGGUAGUGCUUAAAACAAAACAAAAAAUAAUCUCUGCAUUGUGUAAAGGUUUGUCACUUUGCCUGAGACUUUUGACUGUCUGUCCUGUAGAAUACAGUAUCUCCUGAUGCUCACGUGUGAAAUAAUCAACUGUCGACAAAAACUAAUCCAGUUAAAGCUGCAUCUCAAAAGAACUGUCAGAAGGACAACUGUGGGUUUUUUAAGGUGGUGUCAUAAGUUUUAAUUCCUCAGCCUGUUAAUAUUCAUUCAAUGGUACAGUGAUUAAUUAUUCAGUGAGACGUGUUUCCAAAAGAAGUGGAAAUGAUAAAACUCUCAUGACAAGUCAUGGCCCCAUAAUUUCCAGCAUUAUAUUUGUGACCACUGAAUUGUUUGUACGAUAUAUAUAUUAGCAUUUUAAUCCUACAGUGUUUUAACAAAUAGCAUUCCCCAACAGUAGAUAGUGUUGUCUGCUGUACUCUUCUUGUAUGUAACAAAGUCUAAUCUGUAUUUUAUGCUCAUGGCACUGGCAAACCAAAAUGAAAACACUGUGGAAAUGAACUAAAUUUUUAUCCCUUUAAUAAUAAUGACGAUAAUAGUUGUGCUGUUUUAAGGUAGCGAUUCUAAAUGAAGCUGUACCAUUUAGUUUUAAAACUCAUUCUGAUGUUUUACAGGCAAAUGACAACAUAUGUGCAUUUCCAAAAAAAAAAUUCACACAGCAUAUUGUAUUUUACACAGAUGAAAUUGUUGAUUGUAAUUGUUUCCAUUUUGUUGGUGAUUUUUGUUGACUUUAAAACUAGGGGGAAGAAUUUCUGGGCUAAUGGUCACUUUAUAUUCAUGGCAAAUUAAAAAAAAGUCUGACAUUGUAGACAAUCUAGGGAGAUAAAAUCUGUUUUCACACUUUCUUCAUCCAUGUUGGUUUGUUUCUUAAGCUCCCAUAUUGUUCUUAUUUAUUUAGCAGUCUUCUGUGGAAUUUUAGACCUUAUUAAUCAAUCUGUAAAUACUCCAAAAUGUUUGAGAAAAGAGGUAAUGGCAUUAGUGACUUGCGAUUGUAAAACCAGCAAUAAAUUGCAAUGCAGAGGCACCCAUUUUAAUGUAUAGCUAGUAUUUCUAAGGUUUCUCUGGAAACAGUCACAGUGAGAUGAUGAUUGAUAUGCAUUUAUCCAACAUUCCAGAUUUUGUACAUAAUUACCUGUUUCUGAAGUAACCUGUGGAAAAUAAACUAAUGCUGUUUAACACUGAUAA
Molecule: messenger RNA, 7869 nt
Organism: Acanthochromis polyacanthus (spiny chromis)
Lineage: Eukaryota; Metazoa; Chordata; Actinopteri; Pomacentridae
Gene: erbin
Product: erbb2 interacting protein
Exons: 26
Coding region: 706-4962 (1418 amino acids)
Biological process (GO): neurotransmitter receptor transport, endosome to postsynaptic membrane; neurotransmitter receptor transport postsynaptic membrane to endosome
Cellular component (GO): postsynaptic density; postsynaptic membrane; adherens junction
Molecular function (GO): protein binding
Source: RefSeq, a predicted model, not a curated record